GCUGCAGCUGCUGAUGUUCGUCGAUGGUCGAUCUGCAGAUGGUGGUUGGAAUAAUAGUGAAUUUUUGUCCAUCGCUAAAAAGUUCAAACUAAAUACAAACGAGAUAGGCGUGGACAUUAAAAGUUGGUGUAUCGUUUAGCUAAGUUUGUGCAGCAACUUUACACAUUAAAUGCCUGGCUGGGCGAUUUGAUUUCCCGUUGUCACCGUUCUUUUUAUUGUGCGCAGUUGAGCCAUUUUCUUGUGGUUGGAAAAUAAAGGGCAAGUGAGGCGAAAGAAAAAAAAAGGUUGGAGUGCGUGUGUGCGACGGAAUUUUCUCAAUACUUGGGCCGCAAAAGUUGAUUUAAAAAUCGUAUACCAGUAGAAGGUGCUCGAAUACAGGAUUAUACAGCAGUUUUCUUUGGAAUUUGUUCAUCGACUGUGCUAGGAAAGCCAACCCACUCAUUGAGGAUGGAAUGUCUGGACGCCUUCAUUGGGCCGGGACCAUCUGCUGGUUCAUCAACGACGUCCGCAGCACCCACCGUCGCCUUACCACAAUCGUCCGAAGUUUGCAAGUUCUUCAAGCUUGGAUCAUGUCGCUUUGGAACCAGCUGUAGAUUUCUCCACGUGGCUGCAACGGCAGUCGAUCAGCCCUCAGCCCAGACAUCACCAAAUGUAUCCUCGACCGCGGGAGUACAAAUCCCAACAACCGGUGCUCCGGUGAAAUGCUCAUUCAAAAUCGAUCCAUUGAAAUGGGUCAAUGCACCGGAGUUCGUGCCCAAAUCGAAACAAACUCCUUCUACGGAUGUAUCGGAUGGUUUGGAAGAAAUGCAGUUGGAAAAAGAACAAGAGCAGGAGGAUGACAACCUUGAAGGUGCUAUACGGGAGUCAAGUGAUCCAGAUGAACUGGCCGCCGAUGAUGCCGACAGUGAGCGGGGUGGUGCUGGUUCUGGUGCGAUAUCCUAUGCCGACAUCGUGACUAUGCACAACAAUCACAACGGGAUGGGAAUCAUCGAGGAACAAGUCGAUUGUGUGCUUUGUCCGUACUACGAGAACAGCGGAGUGUGCCUGUUGGACGAGUGUCCUUACGAACAUGGCGAACCUUGUGAACUGUGCGGUCGGUUUUGCCUAAAUCCUGCCGACAAGGAACAGCAACGGCAGCACAACGUGGAAUGCAUCAAACAGCACGAGCUGGAUAUGGAGCAUUCGUUCGCUAUACAGCGAUCCAAGGACAAAAUCUGCGGUAUCUGUCUGGAGGUGAUCCUUGAAAAACCCGGCCGUGAGCAGCGAUUUGGCAUUCUACCGAACUGCAAUCACGUGUUUUGUCUAGAGUGUAUACGGACCUGGCGGAAGGCACAAAACUUCGAAAAUAAAAUCAAAAGGGGUUGCCCAACGUGCCGUAUAUCGUCGGAUUUUGUCUGUCCGAGCAUCGUUUGGGUCGAGGGCCAGGAGGAGAAAGAAAAACUAAUCAACGACUAUAAGAAAGCGUGUAACACAACUCACUGCAAGCACUUCAACAAGGGCUCGGGUAAGUGCCCGUUCGGUAACAAAUGCUUCUACAAACACGCCCUGCCAAGUGGCCAGCUGGUCGACAUGGGCGGCCCUUCACGAUCGUCGGACCGUCUUCGGCUUUCCCACCUGCAUGACUUUUUCCGAACUGUGAUCCGUCAGCGUGGUCGUCUGUCGGAAGAGUUUGUGUCACUGUUCAUAUCCGAUAGCGAAGACUCGGAAAUGUCCGAACUGUACGACUAUUAUGACAUUUAGUUGCACAGUUUGGAUUUUCAGCAGCAGGAGCAGCAGCAACUUCCGGCACCGUUGCUGUUACAUCAACAACAACAUCAACUAUUUCCACCCAGCAAUUUGUGUCAGCAACAACGAUUACCAAUAAGAUUGGAAAACGGGGGCAGCCAAGCGUCGUCACGCUUCCGGCAACUCCACCCAAAUCGUUAUCUAUACUAUUACCACUAUUACUAUUACUACUAUCAGCUGCGUGAAACAACAGGAGGUACUAUCGGUGCCCCGAAUCCUGCCCCUUAUAAUAACAGUAAUAACAGCAGCAACAGCAGCAGUAGCAGCAGCAACGACAUCAAUAAUUGUAUCUUUGUCUACUUGAUCCACAUUGGAAGUGGAACGACCCCGACCACAGGAGUACCGAUUCUCAUCCCGGUGAUGUAGAAACGGGUAAACACCACCAGUCUGGGCUCGUUCUCGCGUUUGUUUACGAAACACUAAAUUUAAUUAUCGUACCGUUGUCAGUCGUCGUCUAAACCAAGAACAAACAAGCAAAACAAUGAUUGUCUUUCUCAUGUUUCAAAACACUCUGGACACUGCACGGCGGCGUGCGCGUCCCGUUUUUUCGGUAUGUAAGAGAAAUUGUCAUAACCGCAAUGGUUGUUUAACUAGUUUGGUUUAUCUAUCGAACUGUGACAGAAAAAUUUGUACAGUGAGCAACUGAACUAAAGCCACUGAAAAUGUCCCGAUUUGCGUAACGAAUUCGAAUCCGCACUUUUCGUGUAAAUCUGUUUGAUUUUGCCAUUAUUUUUUGUAAUCCCUAUUUAUUUGAAUCGAAACCAAUACAACAAAACGUGUCGUGACGCACCUAGAGUUAAUUCAUAAACAUUAACGUUCAAAUUGUAUAUUUUUGCCUUUAGUUAACCCUUCGAUUUUCAAAAGAGUACUAACAAAUUCCCAAUUGUAUAGUUAAAAAAUAACCUCUAAAAUUAUACACAAAUAAUUGAAAUGUAUUUUUCAUUGAUGGAAAGUUUUUCAUUGAAAAGCGGAACUAAAGACCAUCUCCAACUAAGAAAGAUACGCAACUUGUGUUCAGAUUUUCAAAAGUUUUUCCUUGUUGUCAGGAUCGAAAUGUUGAAUGCGUUAAUUCAUUAUCGGAAUACCAAAUCAAAUGUAAUAAAUGUCUAAAAGAAUGCUCAAACCAGAUGAAUAAGUAAUAAUAAUGAAGUAUAAAUUUUAAUUCAGGAAGGAAAUUUACUGUUUGGAAUCAUCAUAAACGAUAAAGUUUUAUAAGAGCUCUUUUUUGAUUAUAACUACAUUUCGAAUUUGACUUCAAUUCGGUAAAAGUCAUAUUACUAGCGUAUUAGAUUUAAUUUAGAAAAAUCUUUGUUUUUAAGACCAUAUUCUUAGACGCCCACAAAAAACAAAACGGUAAAAGCGAUCAUAUUAUAGUUAGACUCAAAACGCUUACUCUUUGAAAAAUUCUCAUGUUUUUUGUUCAAAAUUUGUUUGAAAAUGAAACAAAUUAUAACACGAAAAUAAAAUAUAUUCACCAAAUAUCAUCAAUUAUCACUUCUGUUUAGCUUAGUUCAACGUUAUAGGAUUUUGUAUUAGUAAUCUAGAUAUUUCAGGAUUAAUUUAAACAAUUUUAAAAUUUAAACACGUUUAGUUUGAUGAUUACCGUAACAAAAGCAAAUGUAUGGCAUUUCGAUUCUUUUGUCAAACUGGUACCUGAUUUGUCGCAAAAUACCUCUCAACUAGUAGUUAAUAUCGUUUCACAAAAUCUGAUUAUCGAAGGGAUGAAAUUUUGAAAAACAGAACACAAAUAGAAGUUGGAGCGUGGUUAUUUUUUUGAAUAUCAUAAUGCAAUCGUUCUCCCUAUUAUGUACUCGAAAACAAAAAAAAAAAAAAUAAAUAAAUAAAAA
Messenger RNA from Uranotaenia lowii, 3632 nucleotides. RefSeq names its product probable E3 ubiquitin-protein ligase makorin-1. Gene Ontology annotation, biological process: protein polyubiquitination. The transcript has 4 exons. NCBI's taxonomy places the organism in Eukaryota, Metazoa, Arthropoda, Insecta, Diptera, Culicidae. Gene Ontology annotation, molecular function: ubiquitin protein ligase activity; metal ion binding. The record is from RefSeq and is a predicted model, not a curated record. Bases 448 to 1740 code for a protein of 430 amino acids.